AUGCCUGCUACAGCCCCACGGGGAAAAGGACACGCCAGGACAAAUACAGUCGAGAUCCAAGAGUCUGCCCGUCUCGAGCUCGUUAUCCCCCAAGCCUCAGAUCUCGACAUAUCACAGGCAAUUUCUAGGACGCUCGAGGAUAGCAGUAAACCAGCUGCAACAUAUGGUGGCGGCAUCCCCGCUGUAGCUACCAUUGCACAGCGUGAUUCGCUCUUCUACGAUGAGACACUUCCGGUCUUUGUAGUUCUUCAGAUCCUCAUCCCCCUGGAGGAAAGUCUUUAUGAGUCCUACCUCUCCCGACUCGCCGUAUCUCUUGAAGUAGCGGCGGUAGAUGGCCAAAAGCGCCAAACGGAUUAUGGGGGGAAGGGUCACGAGCAGCUUCACUUGCUCUUCCAGACAGUUGUGGAUGAAAAGGAAACCCAGCGGAUUCUAUUGGGGGAUGACUCGCAGAGGCUAGCUAUAUGGAAACUGGAGGUUCCAUUAGGCCACCCCCGAGCCCGCCUGAAUAAUCCUCGUGUGAUAUUCACGGCUUCUACCACCAUACGGCCGACCGAGCUUCAGAAAUCUGUGAUCGAAGACGAAUAUAUCACUUCCAGGCAGCCUGUCGGUCUCAACCUUCUUGAAUCCUUCUCAGAUGACCCCUACUUAUCUUCGAUUGCUCCACGUCUCUCGGCAUCUCGUGUCUCCCGCGUUAUCCCUGUGACUCAAGCUCCCCAGCAAGCUCUGCGUCCGUUCGGUUAUGCCUCAAAACGCUCUUUCAACAUAUACCCUGCGAUUAAUAUUCGUUUACGUUACUCACGUAUUUUCUCCGGGACUAAACAAACAAUCAUUGCUUCCCUAGAUCUUGAAGUUACCCCCUUCGGGGAUUGCGAUGUUACUAUCGAGAGCGUUGACAUUGCAUUGUCGGGUGGAAGAGCCGACGCACUAGCAGAUAUAUCAUCUUCCACACUGCCGAUAGAAUGCCGACCCAGAGAUGAUAUAACGUUUCUAUAUACUCUUACUCAAACCGAUCUUCUCCCAACCUCCAGCGAUCCUAUACCGAUCCCCUCUAACUCACCAGUUCGCCCGAUUUCAGUAAGCUUAAGAGCGACGGCACAUCUUUCCUCAGUCUGUCAUCCUAAGAUAUUCACAAACUGGACAACAACUGUAGACUUCUCCCCGCCUCCAGUAACGCCUUCAUUCCCCCCUACUCCUGGAAUACAGCGAACCCAUCGCCCUCCUUCUUUGGGGAGUAUAAUUCACGGUGCAACUGUUUCUUCCUCUACCGGCAUUCGGCCUGUUUAUCAACCUGCACAACCUUCACCUAAUAUUGCCUUUACUCCACCCAUUCUAUCAUCUCCCUCAUUUGCGUCUUUCCAGAACCAGGAAAGUGCACUGGGUUUGACGAUAACGUUUGCAGGCCCUUCGAGAGUAUAUGUGGGCGAAGUUUUCCUCUGGACGGUAUUCGUCGUAAACCGUUCCCAACGGGCAAGAAAACUAGCACUCAUCGUUCCACCAAAACGACGAAAGGUCGGGGAAGGUAAAGUUCUGCCCCCUCGACCAGCAGGAGAUGAUGCAACGGAAUCGGUAUUGGACGAAAAUGUCGUGUACCAGACACACAGGGCGCAGUAUCUAGAACCGGCAGAGUUGGUGCCACUUGUCAACGAUGUUAGGGUUGGGCCGUUACUACCCUCGGCAUGUCACACAGCUGAACUUCGAUUCAUCGCGUUGGCAACUGGUGUACUGAACGUUGAGGGCGUACGAGUUGUAGACUUGGUAACAAGUGAAACUACGGACUGCAGAGAUUUGCCAAGCAUUGUCUCUGUAGGGAAGAGGUAA
This is a messenger RNA of Morchella sextelata, 1818 nucleotides long. RefSeq lists its product as uncharacterized. The record is from RefSeq and is a predicted model, not a curated record. The coding region runs from base 1 to 1818 and encodes 605 amino acids. Gene Ontology annotation, cellular component: trans-Golgi network; TRAPPII protein complex. NCBI's taxonomy places the organism in Eukaryota, Fungi, Ascomycota, Pezizomycetes, Pezizales, Morchellaceae. Gene Ontology annotation, biological process: intra-Golgi vesicle-mediated transport. The transcript is spliced from 3 exons.